Molecule: messenger RNA, 589 nt
Organism: Meloidogyne enterolobii
Lineage: Eukaryota; Metazoa; Nematoda; Chromadorea; Rhabditida; Meloidogynidae
Source: the annotation of a GenBank genome assembly
UGUCACGAUCGGGACUAUCCCCCAUGGACUGGUGAAAUCCACGGAAUGUCACAAGCUUUGCUUAGCAAGUCGCUUCAGUUGCGGGUUUUCUGGUGGAUGGUGUUGUGUACUUGUUGUGGAACAGCUACUACAGUACUUGUUAUUAUUGAAUAUAUUCGAGGACCCACAGCUUCAAGUACAACUAUUAGAUUGGUUCCUAGCUUAGAAUUGCCAGCAAUUACAAUAUGCCCAAAGGUCCCAGAUGCCUUCAACUUUGACGCUCUUUAUCGAGAUAUGAACGAAAAAAUAGGUGGAAUAAAUACGGACGUUGCAAGAGAUCUUGUGAGGUAACGUCAUUUAUUUGGCCAUAACUUGGGUUGUAUUAGACAUAAAAUUAUGAAAUUUUGGGAUUUGAUAGAAAAUGGAUAAAAUUAAUUAAAUACAAAAUUUGAGACAAAAAUGUUGAUUUUAGGCAAUUUUGUGAAUUUUUAAGAUUUGGAGAGAUAGUGAGGUAACGUUGCAAGAGAUCUAGUGAGGUAACGGCUUUUAUUUGGCCAUAACUUAGGGUAUACUAGAUGUAAAAUUCUGAAAUUUUGGAAUUUGAUAGGAA